AUGCAGCAACAAUCAUCAAUAUCUGUUGCAUCAACAUCUAUUGUGCGAACAUAUCCAUCUCAGACACAUGCACCAGUAAUACAACUUCCUGAUGUUUCAUCAACUACUGUACCAACAACAUCUCGCAGUGAUUCUCCAGUAGUAUCAAAUCCAGUUAGACAAAAUGGUAAACGUCGUUUGGCUUCACAGUUACAACAGCAACAUUCAACAAAAAGAAGUGGCAUUUGA
Rotaria sp. Silwood2 is the source of this 228-nucleotide messenger RNA. The record is from the annotation of a GenBank genome assembly. NCBI's taxonomy places the organism in Eukaryota, Metazoa, Rotifera, Eurotatoria, Philodinida, Philodinidae.